CGCUAGUGUUCCCUUCCCUGAUUGGUCCGUUUCGCAUCACGUCCGGAAGCGAAAAGCCCCGUAUGUUUUUGAAUCGAGAUCCUUCGGAGCUGCGUGGUCGUCCUCACACCACUCAGGUCAACUAUGUCCAACGAAGACCUAAUUUCAGUGGAUUAUGAAAUUUUUGGCAAAGUGCAAGGUGUAUUUUUUCGGAAAUACACUCAAGCAGAAGGGAAGAAGCUUGGCCUUGUUGGAUGGGUCCAAAACACAAGCGCAGGAACAGUUCAGGGGCAGCUACAAGGCCCACGCAGGAAGGUGAAAGAAAUGCAAGAAUGGCUGAAAUCCACCGGGAGCCCCAAGUCGCACAUAACCAAGGCAGAGUUCAAGAACGAGAAAACAGUUGAUAGCCUAGAACACUCCUCUUUUAAUGUAGUUAAAUAGUGGGAUUGUGCCUGUAUUAUUAACUUUGAGGCUGAUGUUUUAUUUAUUUAGUUUUUCAAAUGCACCUCGUAAUUAGUGUAAAAGAUGUGUGUAUGUUAGGUCUCCUUAACAUCUACAAUAUAUGGAAUUACAUGAAUAAAUGAAAAAUUCCUUUCAGCAGG
This is a messenger RNA of Larimichthys crocea (large yellow croaker), 581 nucleotides long. It is a transcript of the gene acyp1, whose product is annotated as acylphosphatase 1, erythrocyte (common) type. Gene Ontology annotation, molecular function: acylphosphatase activity. Lineage: Eukaryota; Metazoa; Chordata; Actinopteri; Sciaenidae. The record is from RefSeq and is a predicted model, not a curated record. The transcript has 3 exons. Bases 124 to 420 code for a protein of 98 amino acids.